Messenger RNA from Chionomys nivalis (European snow vole), 279 nucleotides. Its product is annotated as major allergen I polypeptide chain 1-like. The record is from RefSeq and is a predicted model, not a curated record. The transcript is spliced from 3 exons. Gene Ontology annotation, molecular function: steroid binding. Lineage: Eukaryota; Metazoa; Chordata; Mammalia; Rodentia; Cricetidae. The coding region runs from base 1 to 279 and encodes 92 amino acids. Gene Ontology annotation, cellular component: extracellular region.
AUGAAGCUCACUGGUGCUCUCCUGUUGCUUGGGGCUGCCCUGCUCCUGACCUCUGGGGGAAAUUGUGGCAUUUGCCCUGCUUUGGAGGAGGACCUUGCUCUUUUCCUUGGCCCAUCUGUGCCUGACUAUGUGGAUUUCGUGAGUCAGUACAGAAACGAGUCUGCCAUAUUGGAAAAUGCUGAAUUUCUGAAGAUAUGUGUUGAUAACAAGCUGACAGAGGAAGACAAGUCGAAUGUGCAGAGUUUGGUGGCGAAAAUAGAUGCUAGCCCACUCUGUUGA